AUGGCGCUGCUCGAAUGGGCUGUCUUGGCCGCCAGGCAGACCACUGGCGACUCACAAAGUCUGCCGAGCGGGACACGGGCGCCGACUCUGUAUGGGUUCAUGGGUUCGUUUGGGCCCUUAGCCUUGUGCGCGGUCGUCUUGCGCUUCUACUCCCGGUACCGGUUUGCCAGGAUCGGGUGGGACGACAUCACCAUCGCCAUUGGCUUGGUGCUCUAUACCGGACUCAUCGUGGCGACGGUUUUUGCGAUCCGCUACGGCCUUGGGGUGCACAUCUGGGAAGUCCCUCAAGACACCGAGGUGCAGAUGCAAAAGUGCGGCUUCACCUCGCAGGUUCUGUACCCGUCAUCUCUGGGCGUCGUCAAGUUGUCCCUCCUCCUGUUCUUCCUCCGGGUCUUGCCCGCGGACCACACGUGGCGGAAGGCCCUGUUCUGCCUCGCCGCGUGGGUUGUGACUUCGGAAAGCGCCUUCACCAUCGCCUUGUUUCUCCAAUGUCGGCCCCUCAAUUUUUAUUGGGACAAGACGGUCGACGGCACCUGCUUUGAUCAGCCAAAGUUCUACUACGUUGAUGCCGCACUGAACAUGACAACGGACUUGGUUAUUCUGUCGUUACCGUGGUUCAUCUUCAGGGGUGAGUGUGCCUUCAUCACCUCGAGCAUUUUGUUUGUGAUUGGUGACUGA
This is a messenger RNA of Thermothielavioides terrestris NRRL 8126, 678 nucleotides long. RefSeq lists its product as uncharacterized. NCBI's taxonomy places the organism in Eukaryota, Fungi, Ascomycota, Sordariomycetes, Sordariales, Chaetomiaceae. The transcript is spliced from 3 exons. The record is from RefSeq and is a predicted model, not a curated record. Bases 1 to 678 code for a protein of 225 amino acids.